This is a messenger RNA of Cavia porcellus (domestic guinea pig), 5301 nucleotides long. RefSeq names its product transmembrane and coiled-coil domain family 3 (gene Tmcc3). Lineage: Eukaryota; Metazoa; Chordata; Mammalia; Rodentia; Caviidae. The transcript has 4 exons. Gene Ontology annotation, cellular component: endomembrane system. Bases 114 to 1547 code for a protein of 477 amino acids. The record is from RefSeq and is a predicted model, not a curated record.
CCGCGCGCGCCCCCCUCGGCCGGGCUCCGGGGCGACCCCGCGCGCGCUCCGGCAGCCAGCGGCGCCGCGGCCCCGGCGGUGGCGGCAAAGUUCCCGGCGUGAGCGGCGGCGCGAUGCCGGGCAGCGACACGGCGCUCACCGUGGACCGGACCUACUCGGACCCGGGCCGGCACCAGCGCUGCAAGCGGCGGGUAGAACGUCAUGACAUGAAUACCUUAAGCCUGCCCUUGAGCAUCCGCCGAGGAGGGUCGGACACCAACCUCAACUUCGAUGUGCCGGAUGGCAUCCUGGACUUCCACAAGGUCAAACUCACCGCGGACAGCCUAAAACAAAAGAUUCUAAAGGUGACAGAGCAGAUAAAGAUCGAGCAGACCUCCCGAGAUGGGAAUGUGGCGGAGUACCUGAAACUCGUGAACAACGCGGACAAGCAGCAGGCCGGACGCAUCAAGCAGGUGUUCGAGAAGAAGAACCAGAAGUCGGCACACAAUAUCCUGCACCUGCAGAAGAAGCUCGAGCAGUAUCACCGGAAGCUCCGGGAGAUCGAGCAGAACGGAGCCCUCCGCAGCACCAAGGACGUCUCCAAAGACAACCUGAAGGACGUCCAGCACUCCCUGAAAGAUGCCCAGGCCAAGUCGAGACCUGGCCCUCAGGGCACGGAGAGCAGCAAGUCGGGCAUGCCUGGGGUCUCCCUCACGCCGCCCGUGUUUGUCUUCAACAAGUCCAGAGAGUUUGCCAACUUGAUCCGGAAUAAGUUUGGCAGCGCCGACAACAUCGCUCACUUGAAAAACUCCUUAGAGGAGUUCAGACCAGAGGCGAGUGCCAGGCCCUACGGGGGCAGUGCCACCAUCGUGAACAAACCCAAGUACGCCAGCGAUGACGAGUGUUCCAGUGGCACGUCGGGCUCCGGCGACAGCAACGGGAACCAGUCUUUCGGGGCAGGUGGGACCGGCCCGCUGGACAGCCAGGGGAAGCUGGCCGUGAUUCUGGAGGAGCUGCGGGAGAUCAAGGACACCCAGGUCCAGCUGGCAGAGGACAUCGAGGCGCUGAAGGUGCAGUUCAAGAGAGAAUAUGGUUUCAUUUCUCAGACGCUGCAGGAGGAGCGGUACAGGUACGAGCGCCUGGAAGACCAGCUGCAUGACCUCACGGACCUGCACCAGCACGAGACAGCUGACCUGAAGCAGGAGCUAGCCAGCGCUGAGGAAAAGGCGGCCUACCAGGCCUACGAGCGGUCUCGGGACAUCCAGGAAGCCCUGGAGUCCUGCCAGACGCGCAUCUCCAAGCUGGAGCUCCACCAGCAGGAGCAGCAGACGCUGCAGACAGACACCGUGAACGCCAAGGUGCUGCUGGGCAGGUGCAUCAACGUGGUCCUGGCCUUCAUGGCCGUCAUCCUGGUGUGCGUGUCCACCAUCGCCAAGUUCAUCUCGCCCAUGAUGAAGAGCCGCUUCCACAUCCUCGGCACCUUCUUCGCUGUGACUCUCCUGGCCGUGUUCUGUAAGAACUGGGACCAUAUUCUGUGUGCCAUCGAGAGGAUCAUAAUACCGAGAUGAAGCCGCGGCACCUGGCCUUCACGUUCCUCGGCUUUUGGUCUUAAAAGAAAACUGUGUGCAUCCUACAGCGCACGCGCCACGCAGGCAGGAGCAGGAGCGUGCGAGGACUGGAGCUGCCGGGUGUACAUAGCUGCGGCUCCCGGGACUCAGCAGCAGCUGCCAGCUCAGUCCCCGUACUUGGCUAAUGUGAAGCAUUUCAGAGCUGUCCCCACACUGCUCAUGCCUUAAUCAGUCCCGGCCCCUCCCAUGAGCCCAGCACGGUAGACCCUUGUCUGUCAAGCACUUGGCGUAGCUGGAGACCCAGAAGAAAAGGGACCCCCCGCCCAGCCCUGUCCUCUUAACCCCUGUAGCUCUUGAGCUUCACAGUGGCCAGGGUUUGGGUUUUCCCUGAGUCCUUUAGAUAUCAAGGAUGUGAUGUGGGUCAGGAGCGCAGGACCACGGGCCUGUGGAGGUGUGUGAGUCUCUGCGUCGUCUACCCCGCUGUUCGCAGGUGACGUAGGUCUCGGCAUGUACCCGGCCUUCACUGUGGUCAGUUGUGUGGGACUGGAUUACGGGGAAAGCGUACCUGGUACCUAACAAGUCUGCAUUAUGGGUUUGGUUGCCCUUGAGGUGUGAGGCGCAACACUUAGGGGCAGCGCCCCCCUUAUGCCGGGCGAAGCACAUCCUUCUGGUGGACAAAUGCCCGCCUCCCAGGUGUACCUCCCCUGCGAUGGCUUUGUUAAUUCGGGUCCCGUGAGUGCUCACUGCUCCCAGGUUUGUGUUUUGGCCCUUUGCAGAUGCCAUGAACUUUCUGUCACUCACCGCGAGGCCUGCGAAAUAGAAAGCAGCGCUGCUCUUGGUGACAAGGGCAGCAGGGUGGUAGUGUGUGAUAAGCUGAGCUGGAGGAAGACGGGGCGUCUGGCUGCUCGGGUGGGCGAGGUUACCGUGGGGAGGUGGAAAGGCUCCUGUUAGAGAUGCUCAAGGCAACCGAGCCUAGAAUGAGUUAGGUCCGGAGCUGGUGCCGAGACCGCCAUCUGUCUCUUUGGAUGGUGUCAGGACCCAUCUCGAGGCACUGGCUGAGCACACUGCCACUGGGGGAAGCACUGAGCCUUGGUGUCUGUGGCCCAUGGCGAGGAUCGCCCUCCCCCCCCCAGCCCGGUGUCACUUUCCUUCGAAUCGGGUUCUCCGCGCACAUGACAGAAGGGAGGACAUCGCGGCAGCUGCUGAUGGGGUCCCUCCUCCUGCCACGUCCACCAUUUGCCAAAGGUGUCAGGAUGACGUGUGCUCACGUCCAUUUUCUUCCAGGAGACGUUGCGGAUCCUGGAUUGAAAUUAAGUGCAAUAUUUUGCAAAAGCUUUCUUAGGGAAAUCUCCUAGGGAAACGAAAUGUGACAGGAUGUGCCAUGCUGUGAGAGAGUGGAACUGGGGCACUUAGUGCAAGCCCAGCGUGCGUGAGUGAGAUUCCUAAACGUGAACAUUUUUUUAAAAAUGUAGUUCGGUAGUCAGUCCACAAAACUGUUCAAACAUCACCCCUAACUAAUUCCGGACUGCAGCUUUUUUAAAAUAAUAAACAUCAUUUCAUGAAAUCUGUGGUUAGAAAAUAUUUUGGAACCAAGAACAAGGGGGCUGCUGCCACCUCCCCCAUCACAUGGCCACAUCCCUUGCCCCUGGAGACUCCAGCGGCCUCCAAAGUUGACUGGAUACACUGUGACCCAGCAAACUCAGGGGCAGGUUAGGGUUCCAGAUCGGAGGGAAGGAGGGAGGCAGAAAUGACAGUGUGGUGCUUUGGCUUCCUGCUGUAAAGGCCAGCAUGGCUUAUCUGUGGGCAUUCAGCGCCAUCCCGUAGAUGCCCAAACCAAGCUGGGGUCUGGUGGCAGACACGCCCGGGCCUGGGGUGGGUGUUGCUGCUGCCGGAGGCCUGGAGAAGGUGGGUGGGAUUUCCAACCCUGCUGUGGGUGUCACUUCUCAGACCUGCGAUCCGUCAGUCUGUCUUCUCCCCGUGAGCGUAGCAGGCAGACAGGGGGAAGCAGCACCCUCCGCCCACUCCACUUGGCACCCUUUGCAGAACCUGCUAGAAAGCAGCUUCCUUCCCAAUCCCCAGAGCCUCUAACCCUAAACUGAAACCCUCGGCCUGAUCGCCAACUCCUCUUAGCUGUUGGCCCGUUACGUGCAGAGAACCUUAUUUUCCCUUGGAUAUGGUAACCCACGUGACAUAUUUAUUUAGAGUCUUGUGGAAAGUUCAUGACACUUUUAACUUUUUAAGAACAUUAUCUACUUCAAGGGGACUUUUACUGUGCAGUUUAGUGUUGUCUUCUUAGGGACUGUGCCUCUUCUGCUUGUUCUCUUCAGUGCCGAAGAGGAAAUGGAAUUUUAUACACAUACAAUUAAAACUAGUGAUACAGCUGUGACAGAUCCCGGCAUUGGAUAUUUAACUUACAUUGAAGUCAACUUACAUUCCGCCCCCUCUUCAUUGGUUUAAAAAAAAAAAUCGUACAUGGCUAAAAACGAAAGCCAGUUGGAUGGCUACACAGCUGGUCAGCCGGAGAACACUGCAUGAUUUAAGAUCCUAGCGCCAGAUUUUCUGGUGACGUUAUCAUCAUGACUGCCAGGGUAAGGAUAACGUGUGGAGGGUUAAAAACACAGAACACUCCAGAUGGGUUUUGUUCAGCUCAUAUUUUGAGUAUGAUUAGAUCCAGAACAGACCCCCAAAACAUCACACCCACUUGCACUCCACACUGGGUUGGGGUGGGGACGCAGACCCCUCCCCAGCUUUUAGCUGCACACUCUCGGUGUUCUGAGGUCCAAAUCCCUGUGACCCGCUGUCAGCUGAAACCUCCCAGACCUUUUUGCCUUUUGUUUUCAGCCAGUGCUGUGCUGUGCUUUGUCCACGGGCUUCUCACCCUCCUGUCACUCUUGUUUGCCUUGAAAUGUUGCCCUCCUCUGUGUAUUUAUUGCCCUGUCACUUCUCUAGCAUAUCAGGCUUAAUUAUAGGUUCAGUAAUGGGGAGGGAACAGUUUCCCUCAGGCAACUAAUUACUUUUGUCCUUUUUGGUUGGGUUUUAAACAGCAAAUUAUUUUGCACUGAAUGGGAGCGCUUUUGUGUCAAAUCCAGAUCGGGGGAAAAUGCUGAAAUGUACCGAUUAAUAUGGACCUGUUUUGCAUGUUCCUUUAUUUUUGAGGCAUUAGAAUUCAAAGUUUAUCCAGAAGGGAGCAGUUUCAAGAAGGUUACCCAUGACUAAGGAGAGACAGUCUGGAAAGAUAAAGCAUUGCGAAGGAUGAGAUUGGCCUGUUUACCUCAAAAGCAGAUUCAAAGCUAAUGAAUGCAGAAUGGAAGUGUGGCUAAUAGGAGCUUGGUAACCUAGAAGAUAAAAAGUGGAACUAACCUACCGUCUUCUGACUGCGAGGAAGAAGGAAGCCAUGUACCUUGAUUGUUUUAGGAGUGAUUUCUGUUUUGCAGUUUUAAUUUAUUUAAAGCAUGUCUGCUGUGUUUGUCCUAAAAGAAACGUUCCAACAAAAUGUGUGGUGUGUUGCAGACACAUUUAGGUGAUAGCCACUCUCAGAGCCGGAUCUGGACUGUUGAUAAUUACAUCUGUUGCCGAGUUUCUAUUUUGUGAGAUACUACGUAGUUUGAUGUCAGCCUAAAAUUGUAAUUCCUCCGUAGAACUUUACCUGUGGUGGCGUCAUCAAUGAAUUCAAAGCAGGUGCCGUUAUUUUUUUAAAUAAACACUUGAUAUUAGCUUUGAUGUUCAAUAAAGAGUUAAAUUUCUUAAAUUUUCA